Molecule: messenger RNA, 1798 nt
Organism: Spodoptera frugiperda (fall armyworm)
Lineage: Eukaryota; Metazoa; Arthropoda; Insecta; Lepidoptera; Noctuidae
Product: kelch domain-containing protein 4
Exons: 9
Coding region: 92-1561 (489 amino acids)
Molecular function (GO): protein binding
Source: RefSeq, a predicted model, not a curated record
ACCUAGAAAUACAACUGUUGUCAAAAAAGAGUACAACCCUUGCUUGAACAUUAGUUUGUUUUGAAUUUUUUAGUGCUAGUUUUCUAUUAAAAUGGGCAAAAAGAAGAACAAGAAUAAGGUCAGCGGUGCUGUGAAAACAGCCGCUAAAACUGAGAAGAAGCUUGCUAAUAGGUUGAAGAAGGAAUUAGCUAAUUUGGGAGAGGAGGACAUUGCUAAAGUAAUAGCAGAGAUUGAGCGAGAGGAAGCGAAGAGGUCUGCAGCCACGGAGAAGGCUCUGCCCGGUCCUCCGUCGCCUAGAGCAUACGCUACACUGACACCGCAUCCUACUAAUAAUGAACUCAUCUUGUUUGGAGGAGAAUAUCACAAUGGCCAGAAGACUGAGGUAUACAACGAGCUGCUGUUCUACAACCCCACAAACAACUCGUGGAAGAUCCUGAAGGCUCCCGGAGCUCCUCCACCAAGAUCAGCUCAUCAGGCCAUUGCUACUCCUGCUAAUAAAGGAGAGCUGUGGGUGUUUGGUGGAGAGUUUACGAGUCCCUCGGAGACACAGUUCCAUCAUUACAAGGAUCUCUGGUGCUUCUCGCUGGCUGAGAAGAAAUGGGAGAAGGUGGUAGCACCGAACGGUCCGUGCUCUCGUUCAGGUCACCGCAUGGCGCUUCUUGGUCGGAACAUCAUCGUGUUCGGCGGGUACGCGGACGACGGGCGCGAGUGUCGGUACUUCGACGACGUGUACUCCUUCAGCCUCGAUACCAGGACCUGGAGCAAACUGGCUCCCAGUGGCAAAGGACCUACUGCUAGGUCCGCUUGUGUCAUGCUACCCGCUGGGAGUGAUUCGCUCCUAAUCUACGGCGGUUUCUCCCGUGUCCGCGAAGGUCGUUCCGAGCGUACUCAGACCCACACGGACCUGUUCCGGCUGUCGCUGAAGGAGGGGGGCGGCUGGGCGUGGCGCGCGCAGGCGGGGGGGCCGGCCGCGCCCCCCGCGCGGGCCGGCCAGGCCGCCGCCGUCAACCCGCAUAGCAACCGCGGAUAUGUGUUCGGAGGUGUCAGUGAUGUAGAAGAAACGGAGGAAGAGCUCCGUGGUGAGAUGAGUGACGACCUGCAACUGCUGGACAUGGAGACUGGCAAGUGGCACAUCGUCACGCUGCGGUCGGAACAGCUCGGAGCCAAGCCAGUCGCCAAGGAGGAGGAAACCGUGCAGAAGGCAGAGGAGACUGUUACAGUGGUAACAGACGAAGUAUUCACAAUGAAGUUGGGCGGUGCCGCGGCCCCAGUGGCCGGGUCCCUGGCGGCGGCCCCGGCGGGCCCCAAGAGCGGCCCGGGCCCCCGCAUGUCCGCCAUGAUGGCGGUGCAACGCGCCACGCUCUAUGUGUACGGAGGGGUGCUGGAGAAAGACGACAAACAGUUCUAUCUAUCUGAUAUGUAUAGUUUAGAUUUACAUAAACUAAAUGAAUGGAAGACUCUGAUAGAGCAGCCUUCACUGCCCGACUGGCUUGGAUCUGACUCCGAAGAAUGGGAAUCUGGCUCAGAUAGCGAAUCCGAUAGCGACUCCGAUAGUGAUUAAGCUAAAAUGAAUCUUAUAUCAUAAGAAACUAAGGUUGAAAGUCGAGUACACUGUGAUUUGAAUUAAGUAUAAUUUGAUAUUUUUAUAAACUCGUAUUCUAUACGUCUAUGUGUUUUAAUCUACAGUUUUACUGUUAAUCUAAACUAGUACUUGUUGUAUACGUGUUUAGAUUCAAUUUCCUAUAUCUAUUUGUAAUUAGCGGUAAGUUUUAAACAAUAGAUCAUUUUUUUAUUACCA